This is a messenger RNA of Closterium sp. Naga37s-1, 3303 nucleotides long. Lineage: Eukaryota; Viridiplantae; Streptophyta; Zygnematophyceae; Desmidiales; Closteriaceae. The record is from the annotation of a GenBank genome assembly.
AUGGCGUGGUUUACGAAAUCGGAGUCGGAAGGUGCGCCAAUUAACGCUCCCCCGCCCGCCGCCUCCCCUUUCGAGGAAGUUGGCGGACUGGAAAUUCCGCCUAUGGGGAAAAAGGGGCUUCCGCCGAGGCGGGGGGACGCACACGGUCCGCCUCCGCACGGGAAGCCGCCGGCGCCGCAGGAUUUGCGGAAAUGCGCGACGCGGGUGUUUUCGUCGCAGCACGUGCCGGAGUGGGUCGGCAAGGGGGACAGCGGCGCGUUCAAGCGGUCGCAAUCGUGCCGCGAAAUGGGCCAAUCAGGAAGCGUUCUUAGAUCGCGUUCGGUGGAGGGCCCUGGAGUGAUGUACAGACCGUCAGGGGCAGGUGGAGCAGGAGGAGCAGGAGGGGCAUUAGGAACAGGUUCUCCUUACGAUGGCGUAGGAAAGAGGCCAGGAAUGCCAGGCGGACCGGGUGGGAAUAAAGACCUAGCGAAGGUUCUAUCGCGGACGGAGCAAGCAGCAGAGAAAGUAAAGAUGCUGCUUAACCGACCGCCGGACCGCCGCCUUACGCGGUCACUAAGCGCGAUGAAAAAGAACGACCGGGUUAACCUGGGCGUUGGGGGGAUGGGGCCGGUCGGGGGCGUGGGGGGGAAUUACAGCCCCGGACACGCGGGCACGUAUGGGUAUGCGGGGGAGGGCAGCAGCGGAGGCGGGGGAGGAGGCGGGCGGGGGAGCAUGGGCGGAAUGGCUGCUGGCCCGCGCGGGGACCUGCACUUGCGCCGGGCGUUUUCGGAAGAUAGGCGCGCGCUGAAUUCCGCGCCUAUGCCCGCUAGGGGCAGCUUUGCGCCGCCUGGCGGAGGUGUGGGCGCGCGGAGGGGGGAGGAUCCGCGACAGCGAAUCCUUCCCCCGCGCGGACUGGGGCUUUCGGGGGACAACAGCUCUAGCCGCUCCCCCGCGCGCCCGCUUGGGGGAGGCGCCACGUCAGCGCCGCGUCAGCAUAACAGAGACGAAGACGGGCGGGGGAGUCAGGGGUAUGAUGACUAUAGUCGGAGCCCUUCCCCCGAUAGGAGGGGGAGGGGAGGGGGGAGAGGAGGCGGAAGGGCUGGAAGUAGCGGGCUGAGAAGGAAUGGGUAUGAUGAGGUUGAGAGGGGUAGAGGAGGGUGUGAUGAUGAUUCGAGGUCAGGGUCUUCGUAUGAGGACUAUGAUGGGGGCAGGGGGAGGAGAGAUGAUGAGUAUGAUGGGGGCAGGAGGAGGAGAGAUGAUGAUGAGUAUGAUGGGGGCAGGAGGAGGAAGGAUGAUGAUGAUGAUGCAGGCAGGAGGAGGAGAGAUGAUGAUUAUGAUGAUAGGAAGAGAGAUGCUGAUGAUGAUGGUAGGAGGAGGAGGGGGGAUGAUGACGAUGGGUAUGAUGACAAUGGGUAUGAUGCGAGGGGGUCUGGGAGAGAUAGGGAGAGAGAAGGGAGGAGAGUUGGGGAGAGGGAGAGGGAGAAGGGAUGGGACAGGGAGGAGGGCAGAUACGAGGAGGCGGAUGAGGAGGAGGAACAGUGGUCGCGAGAUGAUUGGGAGAGAGGGAACGGGGGAAGAGGAGAUGGAGGUAGGGGAAAUGGAGGAAGGGGGGUUGUGGGAAGAGGGGAUGGGGGAAGGGGGGAUGGGGGAAGGGGGUAUGGAGGUAGAGGGGACGGGGGAAGGGGGGACUGGGGGGAUACGCGGAACGGAGUUCAGGGUUCGGGGGGAGAGAGUGGAAGGGAGAGGAGGGAGGAUUGGAGAGAGGAAGGGCGAGGAGGGGAAAGGGAGGAAGGCAGGGGAGAGGGGAGGGUUGGUGAGGGUGGGGAAGGGUACAUUAGCGAGGGUAGUGGAGAGAGGGAAAGUGACUAUGUUGAGCGAGACGAUAAGGAGGGUGAUUAUAACGAGCGGGAAACGGGCCGAGAUAUGCACGGGUGGGAAUAUGAUGAUGGGUAUGGGGAGGAGGAGCAGAAGGACUCAGUGGAUGGAGUGAGGGAAAUGGGAAGAGGUAGAGAGGAGAUGGGUAUGGAGGGAGUGAGGGAGGAGGAGCAGGAGGAGGAAGCAGAAGAGGAGGAUGAGGGGGAGGGCGCAUACGAGGUUGACCCAGUGGGGAGGGGAGGUGGUUACGGACGUGGCAAUGAUUCUGGUUACCAUGAUGACGUCUCUGCUGAGCUGGCACAAGAUCCUCAUGCGCAUCCUGAUGACGUGGCAGCUGGCCACCAGGGGCAUUAUAGCGAAGAGGGGUAUGGUGAUGGUGGUGCUUAUGGUGGUGGUGAUUAUCCUGGGGAGCAUGGGGGUGUUGAUGGGGCAUACAAUGGGGAUAUGCUUGAAGGCCACUUGCAUGGAGAAAUUGGGGAUGUUUACGAUAAGUAUGGCCGUGCCAAUCAUGCGGCUCGCAGUGGGAGGGGUAACGAGGAUGGUUAUAUAGGUUAUUCACAUCAGGGCUCGCCUGCUGUGUCCUCCCCACAGCAAUCCUCUCACCACUCCUUCCACCAGUCACAGUCAACACCCUCGCCCUCCCAACAGAGACAGCAGCAGCUGGGGAUGGCUCGCAGUGGGAGUCCUGCUGCGGCUGGUUCUCCUGGGUUAGCAGGAGUUGUGAGUGGUGCAGGUGGUAAUUGUGCUGGUUCUGGAGGAGGAGGGGCUAUGCCAGGCCGAUCCUCUUCGUCUUCCACAGGGCGCUCUCCGAUUGGCCACACCCGGUCUAACUCCCAGAGCCUGCCAAUCUCGAGAGGACACGUGUCACCAGGGGGGGGAAGGGGCGGGGAUGCGGCAGGGGCGGCAGCGGUGCUGGUGCUGCCGCCGCCCGGGGCGUCGCCAGCUGGGCGGUCCAGGUGGCGCAAUAUCCUUGGCCGACCGCUGGAGAGCUUUGCCGCCCGAUUUGAGCUGACAGGGGAGGUGCUGGGGAAGGGAUAUUUCGGAGAUGUGGUGGCCCCUGAGGACGCAGGGGACGUGCAGAACGAGGUGGCAGCUGCACCGUUUGAUGCACAGGACGUGCAGAACGAGGUGGCAGCUGGAGGCGCUGAGGGGUCACUCUCCCUGGCUCGUUUUGUUUUCCUCCCCCCCCCCAACACCCUCACACCACCAGACUGCCGAGGAUGCAGAGGACGUGCAGAACGAGGUGGCAGCGCUGGAGGCGCUGAGGGGCCACUCUCCGCCGUUGCGUUGCUGUAUGCACACAGACAGAGUAACCCCUUACUUGCUUUCGCCUCACACCACCAGACCCCAGAGGAUGCAGAGGACGUGCAGAACGAGGUGGCGGCUCUAGAGGCGUUGAGAGGGCACCGGCACAUCGUGCAGCUCAUAGAGACGGUUGAGGAGCCAGAG